AUGAGAAGGCCCAACAGAGAACUCACCGAUGCAGAAAAAACCAGAAUUGGCAACUGGAUACUUAUACAGAGAAACAAUGGAAUGAAGAAGCAGAGGGGCAUUGUCAAUGAAGCAAUUCAUCUUUUUGAUGUCCGCCGGUCCACAGUACAAAGAAUCGGGAACGAGGCUAGAGAACAAUAUGACAAUGAACAAGCAGUCAGCAUUCAAUCACAUAAACCCAAAAAGUGCGGCACAAAAGGUAAGCUUCACUUAAGCAAACUUCCUCUAAUUGCUCAACUUCCAUAUCACAAACGAGUAAACGUUAGGAUACUUGCAAAAGCAUUAGAGAUUGGGAAGAGCACAGUUUACAGGUGGAAACAAAUGGGGCUAAUAAAGCCACAUAGCAAUGCAAUGAAACCAUCACUUACCAAUGAAAAUGUAAAACAAAGAGUGAAGUGGUGCCUUAGAGCAAUUGAUCAGAACAGUGGAUGUUUUAGUGAUAUGUACAACGUAAUCCACUUAGAUGAGAAGUGGUUUUACAUGACAAAAGGGACACAAAGGUAUUACCUUCUCCCAGGUGAACUCGGGCCUUACAGAUCAUGUAAGAGCAAGAGAUUCAUCACAAAAGUCAUGUUUCUUUGUGCUGUUGCAAGACCACGAUUCAAUGCAAACAAAGAAUGCAUUUUCGAUGGUAAAAUAGGCAUGUUUCCGUUUGUGAGGUGGGUACCAGCAAAGAGGAGAAGUAGAAACAGGCCAGCAGGCACUUUGGAGCUCAAACCAGUGACGUCAGUCACAAAAGAAUGUUACAGAAACAUGUUAAUCAGGCAAGUUAUUCCAGCAAUCAUGCAAAAGUGGCCAACAGAUCAUCAAGGUCCAAUCUAUUUGCAACAAGACAAUGCACGACCUCAUAUAAAGGUGAAUGACAGAGAAUGGAUGGAAGCAGUUCAACUUUCAAACAAACAGUUAAGGUUGAUAUUUCAACCUCCUAACAGUCCAUAUAUGAAUGUGCUAGACCUCGGUUUUUUUCGAGCAAUACAAUCCCUAAAAGACCAAACGUGUCCUAGAAACACCAAAGAGUUGGUUAAGAAUGUUAAAGUUGCAUUUAGGGAAUUUUGUCCAAUCAAAGGAAAUAGAGUCUUCCUUAGUUUGCAAUUGGUACUAAUGGAGGUUAUGAGAGUCAAGGGAAGCAACAACUACUUGCAAAAACAUGUUGGCAAAGAAGCUUUGGAGAGACAAAACAUAUUCCCUGUCACUUUCUCUCCACCUCCUACUCUAGUACAAGAAUGUGUAGCAUAUGUUGAAGCAAUGCAACAGGGAGUCUAA
Messenger RNA from Spinacia oleracea (spinach), 1302 nucleotides. RefSeq lists its product as uncharacterized. The record is from RefSeq and is a predicted model, not a curated record. Gene Ontology annotation, molecular function: nucleic acid binding. NCBI's taxonomy places the organism in Eukaryota, Viridiplantae, Streptophyta, Magnoliopsida, Caryophyllales, Amaranthaceae. The transcript has a single exon. The coding region runs from base 1 to 1302 and encodes 433 amino acids.